AGCACUAGAAAAGAAACUCUAUGAUGCUGCAUCUGUAGGGGAUGUAGAAACAUUUUCACAACUUCUCCAACAAAAUCCCUAUCUUGUUGAAACAGUUUCAUUUCCAUGUUCAAGAAAUAUUCUCCACAUAGCAACAAUGCAUGGACAAACAUCCAUUGUAGAAGAAGUGCUUAAGCUUCAUCCGAGGCUAGCGCGAAUUUCAGACUCCCAAAAAUCAUCACCUCUCCACAUUGCUGCAGAAGAAGGGCACGUCAAGAUCGCCUCGAAUUUGCUAAGAGUAGCCCGGAAAGCAUGCUGGUGGCGCAACGACCAAGGCAUGACCCGAUUCAUCUUGCAGCCAUGAAUGGGCAUGUCGAUAUUCUAGAACAUCUCCUUCAUGAGAGUCCAUUGCCUGCAAUGGAGAGACUGGAUCGCGGACAGACUGUGCUGCACUUGUGUGUGAAGCAUGAACAACUUGGGGUUUUGAAGGUUUUGGUGGAGAAGUUGGGAGAGCUUGUGUGUGCAAAGGAUGAUGAUGGGGAGACAUUAUUGCAUUUGGCUGUUAGGUGCAAUCACCUUGAGGGAUGCAAACAAGAAACUCGAUGGGAAAAACCGCCCUCCAAAUCUUGAACGAGAGUCCUGCAAGCAGCAACUACUCAAAGCGAGUCGUUGUUCGAAGAGUCCUCCCGAAGAUGACCGACAUCACGAUGGUGGUGGUGGUCCUGAUCGCCACCAUGGCCUUCCAGGGCGGGCUAAGCCCCCGGGAGGCGUGUGGCAGGACAACACGCCAUCCCACAAGGCAGGCGAGGUCGUGCUGGCAACCACCCAUCCCGAAAUAUACAGGCACAUGGCGCACGCCAACACCAUAGCCUUCUCGGCUUCCAUCAUCACCAUCUUCCUCGUCACCACAUGGCUCCCAGCCACGCACUUCUUUUUUAUGGCGUCGGCCAUGUACGCGAUGUGGGUGGCCCUCACGGCUAUCACCAUCAGCUUCGGAGUGGCAAUGGCGGUGGUCACUCCUGGCAAGAGGGGAUAUCUCGUGGUCGUGGCGGUGGGACUGGUGGCGGCCAACGGGUUUGGACUACUGUCGUCUUAUGUUGCUGAGAGGAAGUUGCAUCUAAGUGGAGGAGGAAGAAGAAGCAGCCCCAAGAUCUUGCUGCUGAUAGUUUCAUACUACGUGGUUUCUAUUGGAUCUUUCAGCAGUUGGAGACCCGAGGGUUUUUGAGAGCCGGUCGUUGAUAUUUCAUAUACAGGAGUGUCUUAUAAUGCUAACUUUUCUUUAAUUGUAAAUCUGAUAACUCAUCAACGCAGUAUACUAAAAAUGCCACGAUCACAUUAAAAUGUCUUGACAUUUUAAAUAUCAAUGUCAACACAGUG
This is a messenger RNA of Salvia splendens (bonfire salvia), 1356 nucleotides long. RefSeq lists its product as uncharacterized. Bases 509 to 1204 code for a protein of 231 amino acids. The transcript is spliced from 2 exons. Lineage: Eukaryota; Viridiplantae; Streptophyta; Magnoliopsida; Lamiales; Lamiaceae. The record is from RefSeq and is a predicted model, not a curated record.